Molecule: messenger RNA, 2572 nt
Organism: Brassicogethes aeneus
Lineage: Eukaryota; Metazoa; Arthropoda; Insecta; Coleoptera; Nitidulidae
Source: the annotation of a GenBank genome assembly
UUUAUAUUUUUUUAUUAUUGGUCCAUAUUAACGUGAAAAAAUGUUUCAGUGUAAUAUAUGUCAUAAUAAUGACAUUACUUUUGCAAAAUUUAUCCAGCACCUUAAAAUUUUCCAUGCCCACAAUCAAACUUACAACUGUGGUCUUAGUUCAUGUGGCAGAACAUUUAGCAACAUAUAUUCCUUAAAGAAACACUUUCAAAAACAUCACAGAUACCAGAACAGUUACAACCUUUUUUUGGAUAAAACCUGCUCUAAUGAUAAUGCAGUAAUCGAGGCAGUAAUACAUCAAAAUAAAUCUCAGGAUGAGCCCUCUACAUCCGUAAAGGUUUUUCCCUCUACCAUUCCCUCUGCAUCAUCAGCAAAUAUCAAUAUAAACGUCUUCUUAAAAUUUAUUGCAAAACUAUACUGCAAAAAUUCAGUUGCGAGAUCAGUUGUACAGGAGGUUAUUGAAGAGGCUAGUGAAAUAUUUUCAAGUAUUGGGGAUCAAAUGAAUAUGUAUAUGUCAGAAAUAUUUUUAAAGUACAACGUUUCAGACGAAGAUGUUAAAAAAGGGAACUCUUUGAUAAAAUCUAUAAGUGCCCCAUUUCAAGGGUUAGAGACAGAAUAUUUACGACUUAAAUACUUUGAAACAUCACAACUAUUUUUUAAACCGACUUUACAUACUAUUUGUGAGUUACAAGGUCCUAGGCACUCUCGCGGACUGACGACACAUUCGAUUCAGCCAUGUACUUUGCAAUUAAUUCCGGUUGGUAAAGUCUUAAAAGGUUUUCUUGAAGUACCAGGUAUUUUUGAUCAAAUAGAAGAAUAUAUUUUUAAAAUGAAUAAUAGGGAUGGCGUAAUAAGCAGCAUUUUGCAAGGUAAUUUGUGGAAAAAUAUUUCUGAUAGGUUUGGUGACAGAUUUGUAAUUCCAUUGUACAUCUACUUUGAUGAAUUUGAAACCGGAAAUCCACUUGGAUCCAGAGCUGGCAUACAUAAAUUAGGUGGUGUUUAUUUUUCUAUAGCAGCUAUACCACCAGAAUUCUCAUCAAGACUAGAAAAUAUUUUUUUAGCACAAAUUUUUGAAACAAGGUACAUGAAAAUGUUUACAAACCAAGAAAUUUUUAAUCCUUUAAUCAAUGAACUGAAAAAGUUAGAAAGUGAUGGAAUCACAGUUAAUCUCAAAUCUGGAGAAAAACAAAUAUAUUUUUAUUUAGCAGCUGUUCUUGGAGAUAAUCUGGGUCUUAAUUCAAUACUAGGUUUUAACGAAGGUUUUAAUAGUAAACACUAUUGUAGAUGUUGUAGGCUGGAUAAAGAGACAUGCCAGAAAGCUGUUCGAGAGGAUUCAAAAUCAUUUAGAACUAUUAUAAACUAUGCUCAAGAUUUAUUAAAAUUUGAAUGUGGCGUUAAAAGUAGAUGCGUAUGGAAUGAUUUAAAGUACUUUGACAAUACUGUUAAUGUGUCUGUCGACAUUAUGCAUGAUAUUCAGGAAGGAAUCUGCAGAUAUAACAUGGGGUAUAUUCUAAAUCACUUAAUUAAUGUUAAACACUAUUUCUCAUUGUCUGUCCUAAACAGAAGAAUUGAAUAUUUCAAUCAUAAUUCAUCAGAUGUUGCUAACCCACCUCCAAGUAUUAAAGAAGAUCAUGUUAAAAAUUGCAUAAUUACAAUGUCAGCCUCGGAAAUGUUUUCCUUUGUUAUAUAUUUUGGUUUAAUAGUUGGAGAUUUGGUAGAUGAAGAUGAUGACGUUUGGGACUUUUACCUAACAUUUUACGACUUAGUCGUUACAUUAUAUAGUAGAAAUUUCAAUGACUCAUUGUUGUCCUAUUUGAAAGAGUUAAUUGCUCAGCAUCAUGAAAGUUUUAUUAAAUUGUUUCAUACAACCCUUAAACCCAAAUAUCACUUUGCAUUACAUUAUCCCAGUAUUAUAAAAAAUUUGGGUCCCCCUAGGUAUUUCUCCUCAAUUAGAUAUGAAGGCUUUCAUAGAAUAUCCAAAACUAACGCUCAUAUAGUGACAUCCAGAAUAAAUUUGGCAUAUACAGUGGCAAUAAAACAUCAACUUAAGUUAUGUUAUAGGUUGUAUACCGAAACUGGUCUUUGUAAUAAUUUUGAAAGUUCUGCUAAAUAUUCAAUAGAACAGUUAGGUUUAGAAUACAAGAACGUUCUUGCUACAAGUUCUAAUAAUACCACAUUAUAUUACUUGAAGUGGUGCAAAAGUAAUGGCAUUAUGUAUAAACCUGGGCAAAUUUUAUUUACUAAUUAUAGCACGGUAAAUAAUGAACCUGUAUUUGAAAAAAUUCAUAUUAUUUGUGUGAAUUCUAGAAAUGAUGUAGGUUUUAUUGUUUCUCCGAUUGAGACAAUCGGUUACUGUCGACACUUUCAAUCUUACAAGGUUUUUGAUAAUUUUCAGGAUAACCACUUAUCACUUAUAACGUCAAUAGAUAAUCUAAUGUGCCCCUUUCCCAAUAAUAUUCACAUGAUUGCAAUCGGAGAUUCGUACAUAUCUACAGUCAAUAUUAUUACGAACUUGUAACAUCUUUCUUUGUGGCAUUGUGUGUUAACCCAUACUAAAUAAGAAAGAUGCCAUCAUAAAAGGCAG